Chironomus riparius is the source of this 874-nucleotide messenger RNA. Lineage: Eukaryota; Metazoa; Arthropoda; Insecta; Diptera; Chironomidae. The record is from the annotation of a GenBank genome assembly.
UUUCGUGUACGAUUGUCGACAUAAUGAGUGGAAAUUUUUGAGAUUCUCGUCGAUUUUUAUUUUGUGCAAUUUUUGAAGAUCCAAACAUGAAGACUUUUUGUCUCAUUUUGUGCCUACUUCCUGUAUUAUUCACCAUUAUAUCAUCAACAAACAUCGACUGUACUUACCAAAUUUACACAUUCUUCGUCAUCGGACCAACUUACUACUGCAAAGUGUCAUCAAACCUCAACAUAACAUCCCCAGAAUUAGCAGCUAUCGACAGUGCAUCUGAUAAUCAUACAGCAUCCAAAUCUAACGACGAUGUUUUCGGUUUCUGGGCUGAAAACAAAACUGUCAACUUUUUCCCACAAAAUUUAGAUAAAAUCUUCAAAAAUCUCAAACUUAUUGUCAUUAUGCAUGGAAAAAUCAAUGAAAUUUAUCAAGAUGACUUAAAGCCCUUCCCACAGCUUGAAUAUCUAAACCUCCACAACAACACAAUCGAGGUUCUAGAGGAAGGACUUUUCGACUUUAACCCAAACUUAGCCUUCAUUUCAUUUGCCAACAAUAAACUUUACAAAAUUCAUCCAGAAAUUUUUGAUAAAUUACCAAAAUUGUCAUUUUUGUUCCUCGAUGCCAAUAAAUGUGUCGAUAAACUAGCUAAAGAUGAUUAUAAAGCACUCAGCAAGGCUAUUAAGGAAGUCAAAUUUAAAUGUUUAAAUGACACAAUAACAACAACAACAUCAACAACUACUGAAAUGAGUAGAAUUAAUCAGGAGAAAUUGAUGGAUGAAAAAAAUUCUGGAAGUAAAUUUGAAUUGGGAUUUUUUGUCAUUUUGGGACUUGUGCUUAGUGUUUUGAAUUGUUAAGUGGAACUUAGUGGAAUAUUAGAAAUAUU